Messenger RNA from Saccharomyces paradoxus, 708 nucleotides. It is a transcript of the gene ISY1, whose product is annotated as Isy1p. The record is from RefSeq and is a predicted model, not a curated record. Gene Ontology annotation, biological process: mRNA 3'-splice site recognition; generation of catalytic spliceosome for second transesterification step. NCBI's taxonomy places the organism in Eukaryota, Fungi, Ascomycota, Saccharomycetes, Saccharomycetales, Saccharomycetaceae. Bases 1 to 708 code for a protein of 235 amino acids. The transcript has a single exon. Gene Ontology annotation, cellular component: post-mRNA release spliceosomal complex; Prp19 complex; catalytic step 2 spliceosome.
AUGAGUAGAAAUGUAGAUAAGGCUAACUCGGUCCUCGUACGAUUUCAAGAGCAGCAGGCAGAGUCCGCAAGUGGAUAUAAAGAUUAUUCACGUUACAAGAGGCCCAAGAACGUGUCCAAGGUAAAAUCUAUAAAAGAGGCCAAUGAAUGGAAACGACAGGUAAGCAAGGAGAUAAAACAAAAAAGUACAAGAAUAUAUGAUCCUUCUUUGAAUGAAGUGCAGAUUACCGAACUUAACGACGAACUGAAUAAUCUUUUUAAAGAAUGGAAGAGAUGGCAGUGGCACAUUGACCAUACACUUAUGGAAAAAAGAACCAAGAGAAAAACAUUAGAGGACAGUCAUGUGCUAGCAAAUUCGGGGAAGCUGAUAAAUGGUAAGAGAUAUUUCGGAAGAGCCCUGGAAUUGCCCGAAGUGCAAGAAUGGCUCAAACAGUCUCAAAAGCAAAAUGAUGUGAAUUCCGUAAAUAUCAAGCGCAUACCGAAGAACAAAAACGAUUUUUAUUACCACGGUAAAGUCACAGCCGUUCUAACCGAAUUUGAGACCAACUGGACACCCAUUUUGAAAGCACAUUAUAAUGUGCCUGUGAAUGAGAAUGGAGAAGAAAGGGCAUGGCAGACACAAGAAAUUCAUGUACCAACGUUGGCUGAUAUGGAGCAUUGGUUAGUGCAGAGAAGAAAGAAGAAACUGAUGGAGGAACUUAACCUCUAA